Magnolia sinica is the source of this 4693-nucleotide messenger RNA. Its product is annotated as DNA-directed RNA polymerase III subunit 1. Bases 212 to 4348 code for a protein of 1378 amino acids. Gene Ontology annotation, molecular function: DNA binding; DNA-directed RNA polymerase activity. Gene Ontology annotation, biological process: DNA-templated transcription. The record is from RefSeq and is a predicted model, not a curated record. Lineage: Eukaryota; Viridiplantae; Streptophyta; Magnoliopsida; Magnoliales; Magnoliaceae. The transcript is spliced from 27 exons.
CAAGCAGGCCCUCUUACGUCUCGCUCUCACAAAAGAAGCGUCGGCCAGCGGCGUGUGAGCAAAACUCCCGCCCUUUUCGAACGCUAAAACCCCCCCUAAAACUCGAGUUCUAGGUUUUUUCUCGAUUCUCAUCCUCCUUUCUACGGUCUUACAAUCUCCAACUCUAUCCCCUCUCUUCUUCAAAAAGGAAUUUCCGGGACCUCUUCAAGCAAUGGCAGACGAGAAACCGUUAUUCACAAAGGAACCCUUCAUUGAAGACGUCGGUCCACAGAGGAUAAAAAGCAUUCGAUUUUCCAUGCUUUCUGGAUCGGAAAUAUGCAGCGCUGCUGAGGUCCAAGUGUAUCAAAGCGGCUUCUACGAUCCAACCAAAAAGCCAAUCAAACAAGGGUUGCUCGACUCCCACAUGGGACCUCUAAAGGGUGGUUUUUGCGCCACAUGCCAUGGGAGUUUCACCGACUGUCCGGGACACUUCGGAUACUACAAGCUCACACUCCCUGUUUUUAACAUCGGCUACUUUAGUACUAUUGUAGAUAUUUUGAAGUGCAUUUGCAAGUCGUGUGCUCGGAUACUUCUUAUGGAGAAAGAUCGCAAAAAAUUUCUCAAAAAGAUGAGGAGUCCCAAUGAAGAUGUGUUGCAGAAGAAUGCCAAUGCAAAGAAAGUGGUAGAAAAGUGUAAAGCUUCUCGGUGCCUCCAUUGUGGAUAUAUAAAUGGUGCCGUGAAAAAGGCUGGAUCCAUAUUGGCUGUUGCUCAUGAUCUUUCCAAAGUUCCCAACGGAAAUUUUGAUGAAUGUCGUUCAGCAAUUUCUCACACAAAAGAGGCGAAUGCAAACUUCCAUAUUGUUAAUGUUCUUACUCCUGUCAAAGUUCUUGCUCUUUUCAAGAAAAUGCUGGAUGAGGAUUGUGAAUUGCUUCACCUUUAUGAUAGGCCAGAGAAACUCAUCAUGACAGACAUUGCGGUGCCACCUGUAGCUAUCCGUCCUUCUGUUUUCAUGGAUGCUGGAGCAAUGAGCAAUGAGGAUGACAUCACUUCUAAAUUAGCUCAAGUAAUUAAAGCGAGUGCUAAACUUCAAGAGGAUUUGCAAAGUGCGGAACCUCCAUCGCUCUCAUUGGGCCUCUGGGAACAUCUUCAAGUUGAGGUUGCUACAUAUAUAAACAGCGAGGUUCGUGGUGUUCCUCUAUAUAUGCAGCCUCAAAAGCCAUUGCGCGGGGUUCUUCAACGUCUCAAAGGCAAGCAAGGCCGUUUUCGUGGCAACUUAUCUGGGAAGCGUGUGGAAUUUACUGGCAGAACUGUCAUUUCUCCUGAUCCAAAUCUGAAGAUUACAGAGGUAGCAAUUCCCAUCUUAAUGGCAAAAGUCCUUACAUAUCCUGAACGAGUCUCCUAUUACAAUAUGGAGAAGCUGAGACAAUGCAUCCGCAAUGGGCCUCAGAAGUACCCUGGGGCAAAUUAUGUUAUAACCCCUGAUGGUAGCAAGCUAAAUUUGGCAUAUGGAAACAGAAAGCGUCUUUCCGAUGAACUCAAGUACGGAUAUAUAGUGGAACGCCAUUUAGAAGACGGGGAUCUUGUUCUUUUCAAUAGACAGCCAAGUCUGCAUCGGAUGUCCAUCAUGUCUCAUAGGGCAAGGAUAAUGCCUUGGAGGACAUUGAGAUUCAAUGAAUCUGUUUGUAAUCCAUACAAUGCUGAUUUUGAUGGGGAUGAGAUGAAUUUACAUGUUCCUCAAACUGAAGAAGCUCGAACAGAAGCUCUGAUGUUGAUGGGGGUGCAAAAUAACUUGUGCACACCAAAAAAUGGAGAAAUUUUGGUUGCUUCCACCCAAGACUUUCUAACAUCUUCUUUUCUCAUCACAAGGAAGGAUACAUUUUAUGAUCGUGCUGCAUUCUCUCUUAUGUGCUCUUACAUGGGUGAUGGGAUGGACCCCAUUGAUUUGCCAACACCAGUCUUAAUUAAGCCAAUAGAGCUUUGGACUGGGAAACAACUAUUUAGUGUUCUCAUACGCCCUCACGCACGCAUGAGGGUGUAUUUGAAUCUCACCCUUACAGAGAAAAACUAUGACAAGGGCAAGGAUAAAAAAACAAUGUGUCCGAAUGAUGGAUAUGUCUACUUCCGCAAUAGUGAGCUUCUCUGUGGGCAACUUGGAAAGGCCACUUUAGGAAAUGGAAAUAAGGAUGGACUUUUCUCUGUCCUUCUCAGGGAUUAUGGUGCACAUGCUGCUGCAUCAUGUAUGAACCGUCUAGCAAAAUUGAGUGCCAGGUGGAUUGGAAAUCAUGGUUUUUCAAUUGGGAUUGAUGAUGUGCAGCCAGGAGAACAUCUCAAUCGAAAUAAAAAAGUGGAGAUUGACAAAGGAUACAAGGAAUGCGAUGAUCUUAUAAAUAGAUUCAACACAGGAGGCCUCAAACUCCUACCUGGUUGCAAUGCAGCUCAGACACUGGAAUCUAACAUAACUGGCAAGUUGAAUAAUAUCCGAGAAGCAGCUGCAAAAGUUUGCAUGGCGUCGUUGCAUUGGAGAAACAGUCCUUUAAUAAUGUCACAAUGUGGAUCAAAAGGGUCUCCUAUUAAUAUUAGCCAGAUGGUAGCAUGUGUUGGUCAACAAUCAGUUGGUGGUCGCCGUGCCCCUAAUGGGUUUAUUGAUCGAAGUCUUCCGCACUUUCCCAUAAAUUCAAAAACACCUGCGGCUAAAGGUUUUGUGGCUAACUCAUUCUACACUGGCUUGACGGCUACGGAGUUUUUCUUUCAUACAAUGGGGGGACGUGAAGGUCUUGUUGAUACCGCGGUGAAAACAGCUGAAACUGGAUACAUGUCUCGCAGAUUGAUGAAAUCCUUGGAGGAUCUAUCAACUUAUUAUGACGAGACAGUGCGUAAUUCUAGUGGUGGAAUAGUUCAGCUUCUUUAUGGAGAUGAUGGCAUGGAUCCAGCAGCUAUGGAAGGAAAGGAAGGCAUGCCCUUGAAUUUGGAUCGGCUGUUCAUGAAGACAAAGGCUACAUUUCCUGCAACUAGAGCACAUACUUCCUUGUCUCCUUCAGAAAUUUUUAAAGCAGCAGAUGACAGACUUUCAAAACAUGAUGUGACCCCUGAAGGUGGUUGCUCUGCUGCCUUUAAAGAGUCACUCUCAGAUUUUCUUAAGAAAAGUGUUGUUGCAUUAAGGAAAACUAGGAGGGAGCUGGGACUGGAUGAGGAUAAAGUAGGGGAGCAUGUUCUGGAAAAUGUAGCGGCAAAUAUAUCCGGUAUCACCUCCCAACAGCUGCAGGUUUUCCUGGAAACAUGUAUACAUCGUUACCAUUUAAAAAGAUUAGAAGCCGGAGCUGCAAUUGGAGCCAUUGGAGCUCAAAGUAUAGGAGAACCUGGGACACAAAUGACAUUGAAAACCUUCCACUUUGCUGGAGUUGCUAGCAUGAAUGUCACACUUGGGGUUCCCCGCAUCAGAGAAAUAAUAAAUGCUGUUAAAAAAAUCGGCACUCCUAUUAUUACAGCCACGCUGGUCUGUGAUAAUGAUGUACAUUCUGCCCGCAUAGUGAAAGGACGCAUUGAGAAGACCAUUCUGGGUGAGGUUGCUAAAAGUUUGAAGGUUUCAUAUUUGCCUAGGCGGGAAUUUGUAUCUGUGAAGCUUGACAAGGCAAAGAUUGAAGAUUUACAGAUGAAGAUUUCUGCUUACACUGUUGCACAGUCAAUUUUGCAGCAUCCAAAAAUAAAAUUAAAACAACAGCAUAUUGAGAUUCUGAGCCCGCAGAAGUUGAAACUUUUUCCUCCUGAAGCUGAUAAAUACACUCUUCGAUUCAAACUGGAUUCUUUGAAAAAAAUGCUUUUAGACGUUAUUGUGGAGGGCAUCCCUACUGUUGAGCGUGCGGUUAUUAAUCAUGACAAGGAAAAGAACAAGUUCAACUUGCUCAUAGAAGGUACAAACCUACGAGCAGUCAUGGGCACACCCGGAGUUGAUGGACGUAAAACAAAGAGUAAUCAUAUCAUAGAAAUUGAGCAGACACUUGGAAUCGAAGCUGCAAGAAAGUGUAUCAUUGAUGAAAUAAAGUACACCAUGCAAACCCAUGGAAUGAGCAUUGACAUUCGACACAUGAUGCUUUUGGCUGAUGUAAUGACGUUUAAGGGUCAGGUGCUAGGAAUCACAAAUGCUGGCAUUGCAAAGAUGAAAGAUAGUGUUUUGAUGCUUGCAUCGUUUGAGAAAACGGGAGAGCACCUUUUCAAUGCUUCGAUUAGGGGGAGGAUUGACCAGAUCGAGGGAGUGAGUGAGUGCAUCAUCAUGGGCAUACCAAUGCAGAUAGGCACAGGAAUACUCAAAGUUAAACAAAGGGAUGAUCCGGUUCAAGUAUACAAUCGUCGGCCAGAUCUCAUUAUGGGUUGAGAAAGUGCGUCAGCAUCUUCAAAAGAUUAAAUCAAGUUUGGGAACUCUUCUAGAAGCUCCAUUGUUGUUGGAGGUUACAGUAAGCUAAUGCAAGUCCAUGUAAGACAAUUAUUGUAUUGCUAGCAUGCAAUUAUGCAAACUCUGGCAGAUAUCAUUACAUACUAUGGACUGAAAGUAGCUACUCUAUGCUCAAAGAGGCUGCCCUAGUUUUUUGAGGUGAUUGAAGUUCCAUUCUUUUAUUUGUUUAUUUAUUUAGUUUUAUGAAAUGGCUCCCAUGUUUAUGAAACAAAAGACCUCACUUUGAGUUGGGUGGUUUAAGAAGCCAUGACUCACUCUGUGAUUUUA